Magnolia sinica is the source of this 1773-nucleotide messenger RNA. RefSeq lists its product as uncharacterized. The record is from RefSeq and is a predicted model, not a curated record. Lineage: Eukaryota; Viridiplantae; Streptophyta; Magnoliopsida; Magnoliales; Magnoliaceae. Bases 508 to 1575 code for a protein of 355 amino acids. Gene Ontology annotation, biological process: protein dephosphorylation. Gene Ontology annotation, molecular function: protein phosphatase regulator activity. Gene Ontology annotation, cellular component: protein phosphatase 4 complex; nucleus; cytoplasm. The transcript is spliced from 8 exons.
UUUCUGGAGACUGGUAUUGCAGGCCAUCCUCUCUCUAGCAAAAACGCACCUCUGUUCCAGAACAAAAAUCCCUCUCGGGUUUCUAGCAAGUGUCGCGUCGUACAACUAUCUCCGUCCGUUCCUUCCCUUGCUUCUGCCAUCCUAUUGUGAGUUUCACUUUUCCCUAUUUCUCUUUCUCGCCACCUCUCCAUCGGAUGAAACCCUAAUCUCAAGUUCUAUCAAACGCUACUUCAUAUUCUCAUUAUUCACUAGUUUCUGCCACUCCACAACUUUCAUCCAUUCGGCGAUUGACGGUGCUUCUAUUCUACUGCCAGUUCUUAUUUCUCGCCUUUCUUAUAACACGCUCUCUGCUUCAUUUCUCACGAGCUUGUAGCUAUACGCACUUCCACACGACUCUCUCUCUCUCUCUCUCUCUCUCUCUCUCCUAUUCUUCUAGGGUUUUUUUUUUUCUUCACAUAAGUGAAGGCACAGAUCGAUGGCACGCAGGAUUCUGUACACGAGGGGCCCAUGAUUACGCAAUCCAAAUCGUCGAUUGAGGGGGAAUGUCCUGGAGAUAUUCUCCGAUCAGAAGAUUCUAGCCACAGAGAAGUCCAUGUGAUGGAGACAGCUGUGGUAGAAAACUCACAUUCCUCGACAUCUCCUUCCAGUGAUGCAGAUCAUCACCCUGAAAAUUCAGUCCCAGAUCUUCUAGACGAUGGAGACAUGGAGCCAAAGCUUGAAGUCACUGAGGAAGAAGCUAUAAGUAUAAUGGAAGUCAUUGCUGCCACUGGGAAGUUCUGGCAUGAUUGGGAUAUGUUGAAAUGCUUACUUUCAUCUAGGCUGAAGCAGGUCUUGGCAGAGUAUCCUGAAGCCCAGAUGGUCAAUGACAUGAUCGGGCCUCAACAGAGUUCUUUAUCAGGGGAAAUAUAUCCAGAAGUAGUAAAAAGGUUGGAUGAAGCUCUCCUUAGCUUUGUUGAAGGUCCACCAUUUACCCUGCAGAGGCUUUGUGAGAUUCUGUUGACUGCACAAAGCGUAUAUCCAAAUCUCUCAAAGCUUGCUCUGGCAUUAGAGAAGAACUUGCUGGUAACAUCGACCCUGACCGUAUGUACUGAUCCAUACCCAUUGACCACAAUAAAGACAGCUCUGGAACUUGACAAAGGAAGUGAAGAGCCCCAAGCUCACCCCAACCCAACCCAAAAUGGCCUCCUAGCCAUUGUAGGCAAUGGUGAUGAAGAAAUGGUGGAUGCAGAGGUUGAUGAAGAUGAUAAGAUCCAUGAAGAUAGUAAUAAAACUGAGGAUGAUAAGAUCCAUGAAGAUAGUAAUAAAACUGAGGUUGAUGGAGAUGAUAAGAUCCAUGAAGAUAGUAAUACAACUGUGGAAAUGGAGACUGCUGAGGUUCCGACAAGUGAAGUGUCCAAACCAAGCACUGAGCCAGCUGCUUUACCAGAACUGUCUGGCAAUACAUCCCAAUCAAGCGAGCAUGCUGCAUUCCCAGAUGCGUUGGGCGAUCUAUCCCCUUCAAGCGAACAUGCUGCUUUCCCAGAACCGUCAGGUGAUCCAUCCGCAUCAAGCAAACAUUCCCACCCCACAGCAUAAAGCUUUUCUUAUUCUUCAUCCUCCCUUUCUGGGCCAUGAAUUUGCCCCCACAUUCUGAUGGAGGUUGCGGUCAGUUGGUGCAAGUUUGCAAUACUAGUGUAAACCAGAACAAUUGUCCAUGUUAUAUUCUGUUGAUCAUUUGCAACAUUACAUUCAUCAGAGAUGCAAGUCUUGCAAACGUGUUCUUGGCUCAUGAAA